Molecule: messenger RNA, 14720 nt
Organism: Porites evermanni
Lineage: Eukaryota; Metazoa; Cnidaria; Anthozoa; Scleractinia; Poritidae
Source: the annotation of a GenBank genome assembly
UUCUCUGCAUGCUGUACCCAUGUAUAUAAUUCUCAUCUCUUUAUCACAGGACGCCCACCAGUUAUUAUUAAACAGCCCUCUGAUGUUGUAGCUGAGAAAAACUCACCAGCUGACCUUGAAUGUGGUGUCUUAGAACCUUCCAAAUCCACGAUCCAUUGGCUUCAUAAUGGUGUAAAAGUUGAAGAUCACACAAAGAGAGUAACCAUGGAUGAUGGAAGCUUACACUUUUUUCGAGUGACAAGAAAUCGUAAACGGACUCAUGCAGGCAUUUACCAGUGUGUGGCAUCCAAUUCUUAUGGCACUACCAGAAGCAGAAAUGCAUCUUUAAUAGUCGGAAGUGAGUUAUUUUAUAUAUAUAUAUUUUUUACAAUAUUGCUUUUUACAUUUUCCAGUUAGAGAGUAAAGAGUACAAUGUAGAAAUCAUAAUGGUUGUCUUCAUUUGGGUUCCAAAAGCUCAGAAACUUCCAGUUGUGGUUGGUUGAACACAGGGAUUAAAACAAGAAAAGUGUUCAUUGUUUCAAAUUUUUGACUGGCUGCAAAGUUUGACCAGCCACAUUGUGCACAUGGAACUGUUCAAUAUUUUCACUUUGUUUUUGGGAACUUUGAAUGGCCAGGCAUAUAAAUUUUGGUGCAAUUAAGGUGGUUCCAUUUGAAAGUAGCACCUAAAUGCACAAAUGUUCGGCUGGUCAAAAAUUUGUCUGGUGCUUUGUGAAUUUAGCCUGAUUUUAACAGCAUGUAUUCUAUCAACCAGCUUUCAAGUCCACCUUCCGAUCUGAACCUAAAAACCAAAGCGUCUUUACUGGUGACACCGUGGUCCUUACCUGUUCUCCUCCAAAAGGGCGUCCCCUGCCUACAGUAUCCUGGCUACAUGAUUGGCAGGUGAUUUCAAAUAGUAGUAGAACAGUCAUUUCACCAAAAGGAAACCUGACAAUCUCUUCAGUUACUAAAGCCGACCAAGGAUCUUACGUGUGCAGAGCAGUUCAUCAACUUGGGACACGAAACAGCCAGCAAGCCAUUCUUACUGUUAAAGGUACUCUUCCUUGAAUGACAUAACACUGUCUUAGAUAUGCAAAAAAAGAUCUUCUUCCCACGCCGUUUAGGUGGGAUCCUGUUUUGAAUACUUGAAUUCCCAAAGCAUAGACUGAAAAGUUGAAAAGAAAGGUUUAAAUUUUGUUGUCUGAUUAGUAGUUGUGGAAAGCACAUUUAUGUCACUCCAAAGUCUCUUAAGACAGAAUCUGUCACGAAAUUGAGUAAUUUUAAUUUUCAGCGGACAAAAAUCUUGUACCAGAAUAAUUUAAAGCAUAUCACAUGCUUUUUUUUACUUUUUUCAAGGGCUAAAGAUGUAAUUAGUCAUCUGUAAUAACACCAAAGAAAAUUUCUUAUGAAAGCCCAACAAAAUAACUGUCAAUACUCACAAAAUGACAUCUUAUAUAUGAAACAUAAUUCAGAAUUUUACCUGUGUUUUCACAAUUCUUGUGAAAUUUGAAAUUUAUUUUCUCGGACUCCCAUAAGAAAUUUUCUUUGGUGUUACUACAGAUGACUUACUACAUCUUUAGCCCUUGAAAAAAAUUCAGGUAAAAAAAGAAUGCAAUAUUCCUUAUAAAUUAUUCUGGUACGAGGUUUUUGUCCACUAAAAAUUAAAAUUACUCAAUUUCCUGGUGGAUUGUGUCUUAAUCUCUCUCUCAUUUUUUUUUUACUUUCAGAGUUUGUAAAUCCCCUAACUGUCAUACCAUCUCAGCAAGUUGCCUACAAGGGGAAUACCACAACAUUUCAGUGUAACUAUGAAGGUGGCUCACAAGAUGACGUGACAUGGCAAAAAAAGGAUGGAUUGCUACCCAGCGGGCGGCAUGUUAUUGAUAAGGGCCAGCUAAAAAUAACAGAUGUUGAUUUUAAAGAUGAGGGAACUUAUGUUUGUAAAGCAACUAUUGGACCAAGAGUACUGACUGCUGAAGCUACCCUGGACGUUCAGGGUAAGUAUCAUUCAAGGCAGCAUGGCGAAGCGUUCAGAGUGCUGGCCUUGGGAUCCUGAGGCGCCAAUUUGAAACCUACUCUGAAAACUUGAUAGCCUGAGAAAACAGCCAACAUUUGGCAAUGCUACCACUGGUUUCCCCGCCAAACGACGUGUGGAAACGAGGGCAGAAAUUCCAUACUGAUGACGUGUCACUACUUAGAUCUGGGUAGUGCUUCUGAUUGGUCGUGCCGUGUAGGAAAUUUGAUUCAACCAAUGUCAUUUGGCAGGGAAACUGUUGGUGGCAUCACCCAAUGUCAGCUGUUUUCUCAGGGUAACCACUUGCUGGAUUGUUCCUGGUAGUCCCAAGUUGAACUCCUCAACCACACUUUGAAACAGUAAUAAUGAUUGUAUUUAAGAUCAGGCCCUGGAUAAGGAAUUAGAAUUUCUCUGCACUCUCUAUAAAUCACCAUCCUGGAAAUAUGCAGCUCCAGCUAUUAUUCCCACCUACCACGGUGACCUUAGUGGAGUAUAGCAUGCGUAGACAAUUUGCAUAUUAUUUUUCUAUCCCCCAUAGGCACUAGAGAAAAGCUGAGCAGCAAGUGAAAUGUCUGUAUCUCUUAUCUACCCAAACAUUGGAUUAAAGAUUUAUUAUUCUGCUUCAUGAAAUCACUUCAAACUUUCUUUUUCCCAUCCCUCCAUUGUUUGCUUAGUCCUCCUUUGGCAGAGGAAAGCUGUCUAAUGGGUUUGUUACAGUGCAAUUCAGGAUUUUAGUAUAUUACUACAGCGCUCGACGUUGCGACCUUUGGGGUCGCCAAUGCGACCAGGUUUUACUCAGUGGCGACCAAAUUUUCAUGCCUGGUCAUCAACCUGGCCCCCAAGAAAGGUGACUUUCUUCUUUGGGAAAACUUACACUAAUGAUAAUCCAUUGUCCUUCACAAAACUAACGGAUGGCUAACAGUUUUUCUAACGCUCUAACGUUUUGCCCAAACACUAUAAUGGUUUGUUUAAACCCUCUAACAAUUUGUCUAAACGCUUUAACGAUUUCAACACUCUAACGGAUUAUUCUUAUGAUUUCCUUAACCUUAAGCUUGAAUACCUGUUUAAGGAGAUUUACGCUUGAGUGUGGGCUCAUUUCCCCAAACACUGGCUGGUAAUCGAGCCUCAAGCGCAAACCGUUCGAAAGAAAGUUCAAUAGGAAGUCUUAAGCACUCUUUUUCUGUUAAGGCCAAGUGAAAGAUUUUAAGUUUAUUGUAUUGUAUUAAUUCUGAAAUAUAAUUUUUGCGACCAGAAUACUUGUUCUGGCAACCAAAAAUGAAAACUUGGGGUCAGCUGGCCCCAAAUUUUUUUUCUGAAAGUCGAGCACUGUACUAUGUAGUACAUCUACCUUGGUGUGUUUUGUGUGACCUCCUCAUUUCUUGUAUGGUAAAAGGGACAGGUAAGGGGUGGAAUACGAAGAUUUUGAUAAGUGAAUUCAUUUACCAUCCUUCUUUCUUUCAGCCAAAGCAAAGAUAACAGAAGGUCCCAAAGAUGUGAUUGUCUUUGAAGGCAACUCUACCAAGUUUAGUUGUGUCGCUCAAGGUGACCCCCAGCCAACAGUCUUCUGGCAAAUGAAAAGACCAGAUUCAAGGCCAAUGUUUCCAAACGAAAAUUAUCAAGGUCACUUCUUUGUAUCAAAAUCCGGUGAACUUGAAAUUAUCGACAUAAGGAAAGAUGAUGAGGGCGUCUACGUUUGUUUCGCUGUAAGUCCGAAUGGAAUCACUGAAGCAAAAGCACAACUGACUGUCAUUGGUAGGUUUGAUAUGUUAUUGCUUUGUGCCUCUUUGUUAAAACUAGUUGGGAUCAUUCAAGGCUGUGCUCUAAGAAAAAUUGAACGGGAGCCCAGUGCUCUGAACUUGUGACACAAUCCAGGUCAGCAUAUGAUUUCUGUGGGGAAAAAAAAAACAAUAAGGUAUGUUCAUUUGUAGCAUACACAUAUAGCCAUUACACUUGCCAGUAGAGAUUUUUUGAAUUACAUGUAAGCUCAAAAACCCUAAAAAAUUUCAGAGGUCAAAUGUGACAGUUAUACACGUACACCGCAAACGAAUCCACUGAAGAUUUCUUAGGUGCCCAAGAGUACAAUAUGUUAGUUGCUGGGGCCACCAGGUACUGCUAGAGCACAACCUUGUAGUUUGUUGCACCUGCCGUUGUGCAGGUCAACUCUUAGUAUUGAAAACAGAAAGUAAUUGACAUGGAUGAAAAGGAAAGCACUACAUUGAAUAUUAUUUGUUUUAACCUUGCGUGCUAAACAGGGUCCAUGGCUCUCUCCUGGUUAAUCAGCCAAUUUAGAGUAGUUUUUUGUGUGUUUGUUUGUGUUCUACCUUUUACCCAGUGGCUUGCUUACUUCAAACAUGAUAGUACUAACAGGUUAUUCAUAAUAUUAUGUGCAAGUAUCUAUGUUUACAGUAUGUUAUCUUAUGGCCAUCAUUUUGAAUCCGUAUGUGCUCCAUAAUAGGGCCAUUUAUAUGAGGAAAAAUAGGACGCGUCUUACAUAAGACGCGUCUUAAAUAAGACGCGAACUUUCCAUAUAAACAGCACAUUUCGUCUAAAAUAAGACGCGGCUUAGCUAAGACGCGUCUUAUUAGAUAAGACAUGCUCGUAUAAAUGGUACAGUUCGUGUCUUAUUUAAGACGCGUCUUAUGUAACACGCGUCUUAUUUUUCCUCGUAUAAAUGGCCCUAUUAUGUCUCUACAACCACGUGCACAUCAAUGAUACAUGUUACAAAAGCAGAAGGUGAAAGUCAAACUUUCAAUGUCACUGUUUCGUCCAAAACCUAUCUUGCACCAGGAACAAGAGCCUGCAUAUUGCUUGCCGUUUAAACAACGUUUUUGGGUAGUUCUGCCUCCUUUUGGCCAAAUAGUUAGAGAAAAAAGCUUGAGUAGGGUUUAAGUCUGAGCAUUUUUUUUUUUUGGGGCGGGGGGAGGGGAGGAAUUUCUAGUGGCAGGUGGAUCAAACCAUGUGUUAUUUCUCCUUAGGAUCAACAGAUGUUCCCCCAUCAGUUGUUUCUGGUCCAUCAACCCAGUCAGUCUUUGAGGGAACCAAUGUGCAAUUCUCUUGCAAAGUGAACGGCAUCCCAAAACCAUCUGUUGCUUGGUUUAGACACAAUGAUGUUGCCCCUCUCCAGAAUAGUUCAGCUACUGUGAUGACACAGUCGGGACAAACAUUUCGUCUGAGUAUCUUAAACAUCAGCCUUAAUGACCAAGGAAGAUUCAAAUGUGUUGCUAGUAGCAAGUUUGGAACACACUCAAAAGAAGCAGAACUUCUUGUUCAGAGUAAGCAUUUAAAUUGUGACCCUGAAAUGUUUGUAGAAAAGAAAUACUUACGUACAUUAGAAGCUACAGCCAGUUACAAUGGCGUGAUUCAGCUCUCCUGUUAUCAAAUUUGCAAGAAUUAAACAAUAUUAUUGCUUUGACUACUUUGAGUGGGUAGAGGGGGCUAAAUCUUCCUCCAAGGCAUAUAGAAACCUGCGGUGCCCAGCUUGAAGGUUUGCCCUAAACUGUGUAAGCAGCAAUGCGUUCAUUAGCAUGAGAUGCAUGGAUGCCCAUGAUCAAAAGAUGCAACAACUGGAGAGCUGUACCGUAUCAGACUGCUAAGGGAAAAACUCGCCAAAACAGUGAGGGUCAAAAUGUCUCAGUUGUGGCUGUUGAUUUCAAAGUAUUCAUAGUGAAGCAUUCUGCUUUAUAAGGAACCAACCUUUCCACCUGAUGAACACCAGCAAUAAGCAUUUAAAACUCCAGGAUCUAACCAGCAAUUUACCAGGGCUUGAAAAAACUUGAAUCCCGGCUUGUUCUUGGGGCAAGCAUUUCUCCCAUUUUGCUUGUCCAGGGCCACUUCUUGCUGUCUUAGUAAAUGAUUUUGUCAGAGGAUGAUUUGCUAGGACCCUUCCUUGCCCAUUGGGCAAGUGAGCUUAAAAGUACUUGCCCAGCAAGAAAAUCUAGUUGUCCCAGGCUACUGGAUGGGAAUUUUUUCAAGCCCUGCAAACAGCAUAUUAUUCAUGUACUUCCCCACAACAAAUAAUUAUUUUAACCCUUUUUUUUACAGACUCAACAAUGAAUUUACACAUGAUUUUUUUUUACAGAGGUCAUUAUUACUACCACACCUCCUCCUACUACAACACCCACUACUGAACCAACAAUUGCUCCUCUGGAUCUGGUGGCAACUGCUGCUACACACAACACAGUGUCCCUUGUGUGGAGUUCUGUCCCACUCACUGAUGCAUCAACUGUCAUUUACAUUGUGGAAUAUCAAAAGAGGGACAGCAAUGAGCAGUGGAGGGUGGCUGUGGAUUCACUCAAGGCUAAUAAGUACACAGUACGCCGCCUGGAACCGGACACAAGUUAUGUUUUCAGUGUUAAAGCAGUUGAUCAAAAUGGAGUUGUUUUGACUCAAAGCUCCCAAAAAGUGGUCAAGAAGACACACAAGAAGAUUGUGGUUGCAAUUGGUAAGUUAGGUCUUGCUUUCACUUUUGAUGCUGAGAAGAAUAGGCUGGUUAACUUUGGAAGCAAUAGCUCUGUCGGUAGAGCACUUGUGAGCAGAGCAGGAGGUCAUGAUUCAAUUACCAGGGUUUGGCUAAUACUCAGGGGCUUAAAAGAACUGAGAAGCAAGGAUACUUCCUUUGCAGUGCAAGCAGAUAGAUCUUCACGUGGCUCGGAUGACCACAUAAAAUGGCGGUCCCAUCUCCAGCUGGAGACCCAAAAAUACUGUCCCCAGUUAGAACUCCUGUAAAGUGCUUUUUUAAAAGUAAAAAACUGUCUCAAACUUCAUGACUUGUGGCAAUUCAAAAUACUCUUAAAAUCACCUUUGACACCCAGCUUGUACUUCUGUGUUGACUAAAGAAACCUUGGUUUUGUUGUUUUAGUAAAUAUGUGGAGCAUUCAUAACUGAGAAAAUAUCUGUUUUGUUUUUAGAUCCCACACCAUCAUUUUAUCCUGGUGGUAAUGUGAAGAUUGAUUUUUAUCCAGUUCCCGUUGGAUCAGACCGGAUUAAUAUUUCGUGGACUGUAAGUACUAAAAUGAUUUAGUAAAUUAUUGACUAAAAAUACACUCGUGGUGUGAAUUUUCUUCAAUUCCACAUAUUUUUCUUAUUAAUCGAUUGUUAAACUUCAUCACGGUGAAAAGUAAAACAUUUUUGUAUUCCAUCAACAUAACAGCACUUUCUUUAGAUUUUUCUGAUUGGUCAAAAUAGGGUUGUUAUCCUUCUUCAUGUUGCUUCAGUGCCCAAAAUGAAACUCUUGAUUGAUCCUGAACGUAUUUUGAUUUUCUAAAAUACUUCUAACACAAGUAUUCUGUGGAUUGUAAGUCUGGUGUGCUGGUCACUCAGUGAUGCUACGCCCCAGUUUAAGGCUAUGUUCACACGGUACUGGCCGAACAAAAAUUUGAUCAUUAAAAUCAAGGUCAAAUUUUUUACCAGUAUGGUGGAAAAUUUGAACGGCAAGAGGUUAACAUGGUGACCGUCUAAAUUUUUGUACAGCAAAUGCGUGGUUGCAUGGACACUUAAUUGGUUACUCACCUGGAAAAAGAGAGGAAAAUUGCAAGCAGAUAUUGCCAACAUGGGUUUACAAGUAAUGUUAUUACUCACUUUGCUUGGAAAUAUUACGGGUCGACAGUUCCGUGUGAACAGUGCAAAAAUUUGGAACGAUUCCAUGUGAACAAAGUGUCCAGUCCUAUUUUUCAACUGGUCGAAAAUUCGACUGGUACUGUGUAAACGUAGCUUAAGAAGAAAGAGAGAAGAAUUUUAACGUUGAAUGUUUUACUUUGGCAGCUCUCCAGACCAGUCAUCAUAUCAAGUGUGGUUGUUUUCUGGAAAAAGAGAGCCUCUCAUAAACUGAACUACAAUCGAACCUUUUUAUUUUCAACCUCAUCGUAUCUGCUAAGAGAACUUGAAGCCAAUACUACUUAUAAAAUCCAAGUCCAAGUGACAAGUGACAUUGAUUCUAUACCCAUCAGUGUUCCAGUAUUUGCUACAACGCAUGCAGAACGUGAGUAACGGAUAGAGUGCAACCUCAGGUUGCUUUAACCCUUUAAGUCCCAAUAGUGACCAACAUCAAUUUUCUCCUAACAAUAUCCAUAGAUUGUUAAGUACAACAUCUAUGAGAAUCAACCAAAUGAUCACAAAGAGAAAAAUCUCUGAUCUUUUAUCAAUUUCUCCCAACUAAUUCUGUAAGGAAAUGUAUAGAGAUCAGUAUGGAGAAUUUAUUUGUGGAUAUUGGGGCUUAAAGGGUUAACCCUUCAAGCUCCAGUAUCCAUAAACAAAUUCUCCAGUCUGAUCACAUGCAUUUCCUUAAAUAAUUAUUUGAGAUAAUUUGAUAAAAGAUCAAAGCAUUUUCCCUUGAAUGAUUAUUUUAUUUAUUCUCAUAUUCUUCCUUCUUGAUUGUAUGAUGGUAUUAUUAGGGAUAACUUGAUGCCGGUCACAGGGUUUAAGUCACUGAACUUUGACCCAUAUGGUUUAGCCAAAUUUCCUUCAAAAUUUUCUCGCCUUGGAAUUCAAUAAUUCAUUAUUGGUACCUGUAGAAGAUAUUUGAGCUUGGCUAGAGAUCUUUAUAAAGAAACAAAAGCUGAUUUAUUUUGGCCGUUUGGAAGGAAGUAAUGGCUUGGGAAAGAUCUUCUUGGCGGGAAAGAUGGAUGGGAAAAGAGAAAGAGGACGACCAAGAAGGCAGUUGGAAUGGGACGCACAGGAUGUUUUUGACAUGUCUCUAUGGCUUGCCAAAAACCCAAAUGAAUUCUUUGUUCUAGUGAUUGGCAACCCUGAUUGUGCUAUCUGGUUGAAAGUAAUUUUAGGCAAGGGUAGGGGGUGAAGGGCUCAGUAAAGAGAAGUGAGGCUCGAUAAAAAUUGAAAGCUUUCAUUAAGUUUAUAAGAGAUUUUUAAAUAUUAACCUUUCUGAAUAAAUCUGUUGCCACACAGCUGGUACUAUUCUGGGUGGUGGAAAAGGCCUCACUCCAGCAGCAGACAUGGUCCCUCCCAGUGGAGAGGUCAGUGUAGUGGAGGCUCGAGCAGAGACAGAAGGCACAUGGUAUAAGAUGAAACUGUUCAUGCGCCAGCCAUGGUUCAUUGCUACCAUGGGUGCAGUAGCUUGGAUCAUACUUCUGAUCAUUGUGGUGCUGUUGUACAGGCAAAGACGCAGCAAAAAGAAGGCAAAGUCUCCCGCAAAAGGUAAUCAAACCUAUAUUAUACCAAUAAUUCAUAUUUUGUAACAGCAUUUAUUUAUUUUUACAAUAGUUAUAUUUACUUAUUAUAUUGUAUAUAGCUGGUUCACUAAAGGUUGCUAUGGGCAUCGGCCAUUGGGCAAUAGGAAGCUAUUGUUUGGUGGUCAUCAGGCAAAUCUUUGCAUUGUUUGGUAUUCUCAAAUACCCAAUUGCCAAUUAUUUUUUGUGUAGUUGGUAAUUUUUUAUUUUUAGUUUUAUGAUUUUUACAAAGUUUAUUAAAACGUGUGAAAAAAGAGCACAAAAAAACAGCCGUUUCGAGGGUGCCCCCUCUUCCUCAUUGUUUUAAAGCAACUGAAAAAAGCACGCACAAUGUAACGUUUAAAUAAAAAUCAAAACAAAGACGAACGUUACAUGCGCACGCUGACUUUGAGAAGUUGAAAUAAAGUUGAAGUAAGCAUUCAGUCGGCCUGGUUGAAGUGUUUGGUGUCUGAGUAUCAUUCUGGCCUCAAAACUGCAGCUUUUGUUGGACUUCUGAAGCCAGAACGGAUCACCAAAGUAGUAAGUUAGUGUGAUAGUUCAAGCGAAGAGCCAUCCAGUUCAUUGUUAUUAUCAUCUCCAUCCUCAUCCUCAACAUCACUGUCGUCAUCAUCAUCAUCAUCAUCAUCAUCAUCAUCAUCAUCAUCAUCAUCAGUAGUAUUAUUUAAAAACGUUUUAGUCUUUUUUAGUCAAAACUCCUUCCCUCUGGGAAUGAAAGAGGAAAGUGUCAUAAGGUGGUUUUAACUUUUGAGACUGUGGACGAAAUCCUGUGGUGGUACCAUUCAAGUGAAUCCUCUUCAGCAGUACUUUCACAUGGUACUAUUUAUUUACAGUGGACCCUCGAUUUAUCGAAGUGCCAAGGGACUGAGGAAAUUUGUUCGUUAUAUCGAGGGUUUGUUACAUCGAAAACCUGUCUGAAAUUUGGGAUUUUUGUUGAAUGUGACUCUGACGUCUUUUGAGAAUUAAAGGGUUAACCAUAGUUAGUAGAGGCAACUGAAUGUGAGCAAGUGGGAAGAAUCAAAGAUAAAAACAACAGUGUUGUUAUGUUGGGAGUUCCCUGACCUUGCCCAAUCUUUUUGUUGUUGUUUUUGUUGUUCUUUCCUUGUGAUGGAAUGAAUUAAAGAGACGUUUCUGUUGGUCAGCAAAACGCACAGAUUCCCGCAAGUUCUAAAGAAUUUUUGCCUUUUCUUUCCAGUCUUUGUACCAGUAGAAAACGUACCUCGAAGUCCUACGUAAGUACUGUUUUAGUUUUGUGUUAUUCAUAGCUUCCACCGUUUUGCUUGAUUCAAAGUUUUUCCUUACUAUAAAGAAACCACCAAGAGUUCAGUAUCAAUUUAGUUAAUUUUAGCGCCAAACAGUUUGGCGUAAAACUGUCUGAAUUGGGUAGUAAUAAACUGUUCUCGAAACUGUGGAAGAACACUGCUAAUUUUAACCGAAAAGGCAAAACUGCCAUACUAAAACAGACUGCGUUUAGAUUAUCUACAAAACCACCAGCCUGGCUUUUUUCAACGUUUUCGCAAUUUUUGUGAAAGUGUUAUGUGAUCGUGAUUUGACAUGAAAGACGUUGUCAAUCGUUCAUCUUUUUCUGUAUCCCGGGUACCAGAGUUUUUUUCUCGCNCGAAAAGGCAAAACUGCCAUACUAAAACAGACUGCGUUUAGAUUAUCUACAAAACCACCAGCCUGGCUUUUUUCAACGUUUUCGCAAUUUUUGUGAAAGUGUUAUGUGAUCGUGAUUUGACAUGAAAGACGUUGUCAAUCGUUCAUCUUUUUCUGUAUCCCGGGUACCAGAGUUUUUUUCUCGCUUGCGGGUUGAUGCUUAGGUGUCAGCCGCAGGCCGACAGAUCUUCGGCCUAAGGACGAAGUCGCGAGCGGCUUGACCGAAACCGGAAACCGCGCUUGAAAAGUCUCUGUCACCCAGUGUACUUUUUGUGAAAAUAAGCAAAACUAUCAAAUUGAAAUACCGUAUUUUCCCUUAACCCUCAGGUUGCUAUUACGCAUUCGCAGCACGCAUGUACACAGCAUAAGUUUGCACGCGCGUGUUGGACCGUCUAUCACUUUUUAUCUGAUAACGCGCGUUUGGACCUUCUGUCCAAGAAAUUAUGCCCCGAGAAAUUGCACAAAGCACAGCGUCGGAGCAAGGACGUGAUCUUGCUCUCUAUUCCUAACCUUUGGCUAUUACCAGUUUUCAAUUCUUAUUGUUUGUGGGUAUUUACAGAACACGCACGUCCAAGUUUCUUUGGAUGGAGGAGCGUAAUUCAGACAUUCCUCAGCAGCUGAGUAACAACCAUUCCAGUAACAGCUCCGUUUCUGACUGCACGAGACCUGUGGCAAACUGCUGUGGUGGCGGCGGCGGAGGUGGCAGGAGUGUCUCCUGCUCAAACGGCAGCCUUGAUUUCUCCAAUAAAGUUACUAUGAAUCAUUUAUCAGGUACGUAAGCUAAUAUAUAGAUUUAGCCAAGGCCAAAAGCGGAGCUCACGUGGGAACUUUAAAGGAUUUUUUUUCUGUGCCUGCGAUCACUUGAAUACCAUAACUGGUCAGCGGAGAACCUUAAAAAAACACGUUACCUCAAUGAUUUUUGCACCUGAGCCCACGAUAUAAUCAUAUACCCUAUUUUGACAGCUGUCAAUUGAUUAUUACAUGGAUGUCCAAUGUCAAGUUAAACAUAAUUUGUAUAUGCCUUGGACUUUCAAGUUAGUAAGACAUUUCACAUCCGCUAACAUGGACAGGGGGGAAGGAAGUACGGAUGGACGAUUUUGCCAGAACCCAAAUUUCUGGAUAACCAAAUUUUCUUACCCAUGGUGCUUUACUGCGCGCUUGGCGCGCGCGCGAGAGCUCCGCUAAUAAUAAUCAACACAAGAAAGAGUGUUUUGUCGGGAUAUCAAACACUGAGAAAUGGUUUGACCCUUUCACCGAUUCGUACUGGAAAAACAGGAUGCAGCCGACAGCAAUUCCCGGGGAUUUGCAUUUUUUUCUCUCGGUUAUCAGAUUGUUAACACAUUGUAUCCAUAAAUCCAUUAGGUCUUGUUGUUCAUAGGUCUCAAGGUUUAUAGGUCUCGUCUCGAUGGUAUUUCUUGUUGUUACGGAAACCCUUGUUGUUUCGCUUUUGUGUUGUGGUGUGGGUAUUGUUUAGUGUCUUUUUAACCUUUUUUAAUCUUCUCGUCGUUUCGUCGUUUUUGCUGUUCCAAGUGAGUGAGGUUUUUUUAGUGUGAGGACUUUUGCUUUGGUUUGAAAAGCGCUCUAACGCUGUGAUUCUCUUUGUCUUACUAGGAAGCAAUAACCGUAUAGAAGCAAACAAUUAUAUGGAGCAAAGCAAGCCUAACAACUUACCAAACUCACUGAAUCGCUACAACGAGCACGUGAACAAGAGCAACAAGUUUCCAGAUUCCCCGGCAAGCUGUAAGUAAAUGAACGUAAUACGUUAAGCUAGUAUCCAAACCGUUUGUGUAGGUAGGAGUACAGAGCGUAUCGUUGUGUUUUGUAAUAGAAAAGGAACAGUCCACUCAAGUUUCUCUAGUGCCAACCGCUUGUUACAAGGAAUCCGCUCCGACGAAAAGCUAGAACUUGAAAUUUCAGCAUUGGGCGGUGCGAUAGUGUUGCGUGAUGACACAAAAAACGGCUGUGUUGGGGUCCAAGCGCGCAUGACAAACGCUGCUCCGCGUGUCACCUUCCUCGGGGUAGCAAUUUUCACGCGCUUGGGUAUUUCUCUUACGCAACUAUCCCUGAGGAAAUGAAGUACUACUCGUAGUCUAUCGCAGGCUUGUUACGUUCACACGCAUUUGUUAACUCAUUUUGUUUCUUUUAUAGCGUGUGGGACACCAAAUGGAUCUAGAGGCGCCUCUGAUAGCACUCUUCCAAUGAGUAUUCCUAGAGAGAGACUUCGUUACUACGACUACACACUCGAUGGCGGCCCCAACAGAACCAAGUCCAGGAGAAGGGACCCUAAUCAGACACCGAGUGAUACCAGUGAUACGGAGAAAACUAAACCCAAGCUGAAGAUCCAGUCGUUCGAGAUGGCCGGAAACUUGCACAAUACGAGUACAUUCCACUCGGAGCCUCCACCAACAUACGAGGCUGUGCUGAAAGAGACCGAGAUGGAGAUGAAGAAAUACCCAGUUGGUGGUGCCAAGAGCACGGACGACGAUAAGGAACAUGUUGAAGGAGAGAAAGAGUUAGAGGAUGUUGCCAAGGAGACGGGCAAAACCGAUUCACCUGAGACGGUUGCUUUGGAAAGGCCCUCCAGCCCAGGAAGUGAACGAAGUUGUAAAACAUCAACAAGUUGUGGGUCACUUUCAAGGAAGAGAAAGGCUCUAAAACCACCUCCUCGGCUGGCUAUUUUCAACUGGGCAGAUCUUCUACCUCCCCCGCCGGUGGAGCCACCGCCCAGCAGCUUGGGUUCCCCUCCCCCCUCUCCGCCUUUCAGUGAACGAAGUGCUAUGACGGGAAUGACUGGAAGAACUGGAAUGAGUGGCAUGAGUGGAAUGACUGGUAUGAGCGGUAUGACAGGAAUGUCCGGAAUGACUGGAAUGAGCGGAAUGACAGGUCAAAGUGGAUUAACCGGCAAAAGUGGAUUCACAGAACCCAUGAGCACCAACUCUCCAAGUCGGCGUCGUAAAAAGAGAGAUGGUGCGACCAACGACGGAGAACUGGAAUCUAUGGCGAGCAAGUCGGAAAAAUCGAAAAAAUCUCGGUCGAAGCCCAAGCCAAUUCCGAUAGAUCUCGAGGGCAUCACGAGCGACAUCAUUAUGCAAUGGGCUGAGUCCGUAACGAACACGAGUGGAUCCGAAGAUGAUUCGUCGGCAUCCAGCCCGAGCCGAAUUAGCGGAAUCAGCAGCGACGGUUCAUUCUUCACAGAUGCGGACUUUGCACACGCCGUGCGCGUUGCCGCCGAAUGCGGCGGAUUUAAUACGGAUGCGUAUGGACUAAUGGACUCCCUCGGGAUACCUCCCCCGUAUGCUGCGGCCCCCGGCUGGAAACGAAGCAAUUCUUUUUCCAACGAUAAUGAGGCUACCGUAGGAACGGCGGCCAUGUAUGGACCGCGUCCUCUCAGAAAGAGAUGGGAGACAGGGAGCGAAGGUGACCUUGAGUACACUCCGCCUAAUCGUGUACGUCCGAGGUUAAGACGCGAUAACGAAAAAGGACCCAAUGAUACAGGUCCAAAUCCCAUGCGGACUCCCAGAGGGGCCCCGGGAGAGCUUGUAAGACAUGCACCCGGUAUGCGCGCUCCCGUACCUAUUGUCCCUUCACAGCCAAGAAGACCGCUUCAUAGGGCGGCCCGACCAGGAGAACCCCCGGGGCAAAUAAACCCUGGGAUUCUUGUCCAGCCGUUGAAGAAGACAACGACGAUAAGCGGAGCGGAGCCACGAGAGCCAAUUAAAAAGAAGUACGCUAUAGUAAAGAAGAUCCCACAGAGCCAGGAAACUGAAAAAGUGGUGGGCUAUAACAGCGCAAGCAUGAGCUCGAGCAAAUCAAGCGCCAGCACCAGUACAGCAAGUACAGUAAAGAGCAGUUCUUAUGCUCCGUCAGCGCGAGGAGACUCCGAGGCAGAUGAGGUGAGC